This is a messenger RNA of Neodiprion fabricii, 2854 nucleotides long. It is a transcript of the gene Bili, whose product is annotated as putative FERM domain-containing protein FRMD8P1. Bases 208 to 1569 code for a protein of 453 amino acids. The record is from RefSeq and is a predicted model, not a curated record. The transcript has 6 exons. NCBI's taxonomy places the organism in Eukaryota, Metazoa, Arthropoda, Insecta, Hymenoptera, Diprionidae. Gene Ontology annotation, cellular component: cytoskeleton; plasma membrane. Gene Ontology annotation, biological process: negative regulation of canonical Wnt signaling pathway.
UAUGGCAGAAGUUUAUUCAUACAGAAAUCGAGAUAUUCGGUCUUGAACUUGGUACAAUUUUAACGUUUCGUUUUUAGUAAUCUAAGAAUGAAUAGCACCAUAGAGAUGCACUCGACUGUGGGCUUCCAGUUUAUCAUCCACCAAACAUUGUUUAAAUGAUAAACAUUGAGUAUAGAUCAAUCGGGCAGUAUCAGACCACAGGAAACAAUGGAUCUACAGGAGAAAGAUUGCCAAACCGGACGAGGGCCACCUCAUCACCAAUUCCACAAUGAUUAUCAGUCGGAUCCCCAUGCUUCACCUUUGACCCGUACUCUUCGAUCGCAGCAAUUAAUUGCAAAUAAGCCUAUGCUCCGCAUUGCUGUUUACUUAAUGUCAGGAGUGAUUCUUACUAUGGAAGUGGAACAUACAGCUACCACCCAAGAUAUCAUUGCUAUAAUUCAAUCUGAGAAGGAAUUGGGACUGGGAAGAAUAUCCUCACCUCUGGGACAGCCGGUCUUUGCACUUUGGCUUUGCUCCCAACAAUUGGAAGUACAACUCGGGCCAACGCAUAAGCCCCUGGAGCUGGGAGCUAGAUGGCCUCGCUUGCUAGCCAAGUAUGGAAGCGAUGAAAUUAGAGAUGAAGAGCAGCCAGUUCUGUACUAUCGUAGAAAUAUUUUUCUCGCUCGAAGCGACGAGGAGCAAGUCAAGGAGGCAAAGACUUUGGAACUGCUUUACGCUGAAGCCAGACAUAAUGUCUUGGAAGGUAGAUAUCCGUGCGAGGGCCAGGCAAGAUACGCGAGUCUUGGGGCGCUUCAAGCACGCAUAGAACUCGGACCUUACAACUCACAGAUUCACACUCUGGCAUACUUUCGCCGCCAUAAAGGCAGAUUUUUACCACAUCACUUCACGUCUCCAACUCUUUUAUUAGGAUUGGGUCUUGGCUUGGGUCUGGUAGGGGGGAAAGGGGCUCCGGAAGUACGUCUACUCGAUCAGUAUAAACGUAUACCACCGCACACAGGAACCAACGCCCAUCCGCGAAAGCUGAUAAGGAAAUACUUGGAAUUCUGUUGGGGACUUCCCUGCUAUGGCGCGACCUUCUUCCACGGACAAAUAGAGCGACCGGUUAGAGGCCUGGCAUCGUGGAUCACGCAUCGGGAUUUAAAAGUUCUUGUUGCUAUUAAUGCCCUCGGUGUCUACAUAGUGGACGACGCACAGUGCAGUCUAUUGCUGGGACUGAAGUACUCUGAACUUAGUUGGGAGAUGGCAAAACCUUCCGACGAGAGGAAUCCCGACUGUCUGCCUUGUCUUUUUCUCCAAUUUCCUGUGCGAGAGAAUGGUGCACAUGUAUUUAAAAUUCUACAAGUAUUCUCAAGACAGGCAGUUAUGAUGGAUACCCUGAUAUCUGGGUUUGUAGAAGAAGGCAGAAAAUGCAACACUCGCUGCGAUAUGGCAGGUGUUAGUCGAUCCUCUGACAUUACUAUCACAACGAAUGCCAAUUGUUUUACCAACAAACUCAGCAAAUUCACCCUGGCAACAUUCGAUGACCAAGGGCGUUGCAUCGGCCAAAUGGGUUCCUGGUCUUUUCAAUGAAGCUGUGUUAGAUGCUGGUGAUGCCUUAAGUAUGAAAUGCAGCAACAGUUCACCUCGUCACGUGUGAGAAUUUAUUGAUAGACUAAGUUUGGCAACUGACAUUAUGUUUGUAAGUAGACAUUUUCCUUUGAUAUUAUCAUGACAAGCAGCAACAAGCAUACAUAACUGCGGUAUAUACGCACAGUCACUGGAUAUUGUAAAUUAGGAAAAUAGUAUGCUUGCAGAAAAAUCAGGAGUGACGAAAAACUUCAAUUUCAAAGGGAAUUGCUUCCGAGAGUCUUACAUCAGGCUGGAAUGAGAUGUGUACUAUACCUGCACUGGACACCAGCGACGUUUGAUGUAAAUUUGUUUACAGCCAGCCAAAGGAGAGCCAUCGUAUGGCAAGCAAAUUACGUUUUAUUUAGAAAGAGCGAUAGAUGGCAGAUAAACGAGGAUCCCUUUGUAGAUUGACUAGUAGCGUUCGAUAUCGAUCCGUAGCUAAUUCUCGGUAUCGGUUCAAUUGCAUUUCGACCGUGUGCAGAUUGAAAAUAGCAUCGUUCAUUUCACUCUGAAACGAUUCUUCAUCCUCUCGGGAUAACUCUCGUUCCUGUUUGACAUGGAAAGGAAUCAUUUCAUACUAUGUAUAAGGCUCAGUAAAGAGUAUAUGAUCAUGGCACAUGUCAUUAACCGCUUCAAUUACGUAUGUGUCUCUACCACUCAAAAUUAUUUUUUCACAUCACUUUUCUCAAUAUCAUUUUAUUGCAUACCUGGGCAUGACGAGCCUGCUUUUGCAUUAAUUCCUCUUUACUUUUCUCGAAUGUUUCCAAUAUGCAAUUGGCCCGAUCAAUCAGUUUUUGUUUAAAGUCCGUCAAGCAUUGCUCUUGCACUUGAAGUGCUUCAGUCCUGCUCAGAUAUACAGGAUUACCAAGGCUAGCCAGAUAUGGGCCCAAGUAGUCCAUUUCUCUAACAACUUCGCGCUUACUUUGGGCUCUGAGUAUUUCUUCCUGUAGAGAAAUGUACAAAAGAAAAUUAAGUUAAUUUGUAAGUUUCACUAAUUUGCAUCUACUUAUUGUAAGUUAACUAAAACCUCAGAUUGUUACUUCUUCUGUGUUUGUUGAUUGUUCUGUCACACAUCUUAACGUUAUUGAAUGAAACACUUGCAUUCGACUGCUUGCUCAGAGCACCCUUCAGGAUUGAAAUGUAAAAAAAAAGAAAUAGUGCUUCGCCCUUUACGUUUAACACGACUUGAAAUAAAUUAGGUCUUGAGCAGAUGAGGACUUUUUUAACUUAUGGACUUAUCUUUUUC